Messenger RNA from Tuber melanosporum (Perigord truffle), 1380 nucleotides. RefSeq lists its product as uncharacterized. NCBI's taxonomy places the organism in Eukaryota, Fungi, Ascomycota, Pezizomycetes, Pezizales, Tuberaceae. The record is from RefSeq and is a predicted model, not a curated record. The transcript has 3 exons. Gene Ontology annotation, biological process: endosome transport via multivesicular body sorting pathway. Bases 322 to 906 code for a protein of 194 amino acids. Gene Ontology annotation, molecular function: ubiquitin protein ligase binding. Gene Ontology annotation, cellular component: fungal-type vacuole membrane; fungal-type vacuole lumen.
GGUAACACAACAGUCGGCUGACGACAACUCUACCUUCCCUUGUUCAGACCAUCGCUUUUGCUCUUCAACUUCGUAUCUCUCAGGUACAAUAAUCCCAUCUCGCAACUGGCCACGUCUAUUUUACUUCUCGUCUCCCCUCAUCCCUCUGACUCUCCUAAAACGCCGGUAGUCUUCCUCCGACCAUCUCCAAAAGAGCCCCACAUCUCUCACACACUGUUCCUCUCUCCAACACGCCAUCGUCUGCAUCCGAGUCAGUGUAGACGACAGUCCAGUCACCGGCUAGAUCAUUACAAGAAGAGAAAUACCUUUCUAAAGGAGAUAAUGUGUUCCUCUGAUUGUUUCUUGGCCGUUUUGGCCGUUCUCUUCCCUCCACUUCCUGUCUGGGUCAAGCGUGGUAUUUGUUCAGCAGACUCUCUUAUCUCAUUAGCGUUGUGUUGCCUUGGAUGGUUCCCCGGUCUCAUUCACUCCUGGUACAUCAUUUCAAGAUACCCAGACCCAUGGGAUACCGCUUACGCGCCGCUCGCUCAUGAAUCGCAAGGCACUGCUUACUACUAUCAUCAAGUCGCGCCCGCUCAACAUCCUGCUCAUUCCUGCGCUCAUCAGUCACGUCCCCAGUAUCAACAGCCAAAUCCCCAGUAUAGCACCUUCCGAGGCGGGCCCCCUAAGCCCGCACCUGCUGAGAAUAGGCAGCGACAAUAUACUGUGAUUCAGCCCGUUCCUGCAUCUCCUGCCCCCGCUGGAAAUAGGCAACCGGAGAGGUACACCAGCCACGAGCAACAAACUCCUCCAGAAACACCAAUGAAUGGCCUUGGGGGCGAAGGAAGUAGCAUGCACAUCCCAUCUGGCGAACCGCCUAGCUACGCCAGCAUCGUUCAGGGCGAUCACAAGAUCCAGACAGAUGAUUAGGAAUAGGGGAGCAAAACUGUAGAUUAGAUGAAGGGUGGUGGGUACUCGGGAAAAAUUGAUCUCUUUUCUGCUUAUGUUUGCCUUUUUAUCUCUUAUUCCUUUGGAGGGUUUCAGAUUUCAAUUCUUUCCCCCGCUACUGUUUGAUCUCAGCUACCGCUGCUGGGGCAGAUGGGGGUUUUUAAUGGUGUGAGAACGACGAUAUGUUCUAUGAUUUGGGUUUUGGCGUGUUUGGAUAUGGGUCGGUUCUUUUAAUACUACCUCUGUUUUAGUUUUUAUCUUUUCACUUCACUCAUUUCGCCCCUUCAUCUGACGGCAUUACCCCAUGUAAAACCUUGUCCGUGGCUGCGUCCCCCGUAGGGCAUCAUUUCAUCUGAGAGUGCUUUUGGUCGAUGGGCGUUUGCUCAACAAGUGAAUUAAACUUCACCUAGUGCUUUUUCAGUCACUGAACAUUGAUAAUAAUUACUCUUUCUUUUG